GCGGCUUACCAACCAGUUGUAGCAACACGAAGAACACAUCGGCGUAGUUUGCGCUAGCGGGUGCGCGGCGUGUUUUUAUUACUGAGCGUAGAUACGCGACUUCCGAAUUAAAAUACACAAGUAUCACAAGUUGAGCCGAUAUAAUCGCACCCGCGUCGUCGCUGUGCAGCUUGCUCAGUCACUCGCUAGUCACUCGAGCAGUAGCCGAUUAGUGAUAGUACAAAAUAAAUCGGCAGCGCACGCGACCCGUCAGUUUCGAUCAUUGAUGCGACGCGCACGCAUUCAACUACUUGUUAAAUUAAACAAGCUUAAACCCUUCAAGUGUCUCAAGUGAUUUAAUUUAAUAAAAAUUAAUACAAUGCCUGAGUGUAAAAUUAAAGAAUUGCCUUCGCUGUUAAGCGAAGCCCUUGGAGAAGAAAUUGAAGUUUUAGAAGAAAAAUCGAAAUUCCUCACACCACCCGGUGAGCAUUAUGGCAGUAUAAUGCUUAGUUUGGAUGUGGUAAUCCGGAGAAGUGCGUCAGGUAAAAGUGAGACCCUUAAUUUGGUGGCCAAGAUGCCUCCGGCGAGUGAAAUGCUCAAGACGUGCUUUGAUAUUGGCGUCACCUUCAAAAAAGAAUUGGAUUCCUAUGCGAUUAUGAUCCCUGCACUACAAGAAUUCCAACGUGAUUACAACGUCCCAGAAGAGAGAAUCAUCGAUAUCUUUCCCAAAUAUUACGGGGGACGGAUUAAUUUAAAUGGAUCGGAUGUAGUCGACGAUGAUGCUCUGCUACUGUUUGAAAACCUCAAAGUCAAAGGUUACGACACUGAAGAUAGAUUCAUAGGCUUUGAUUUAGAAUCAGCGCAGAUGAUUGUCCAAGACUUGGCAAAGUUUCACGCUAUUCCUAUCGCAAUGAGAAUCUUACGACCCAAUGAUUUUAAAGAGAAGGUUGGACCUACAAUUGUGCCAAAUUCCGGGAUUGAAACCUUACCCGAGGAGGUGGGCUCAGCUUUCGUUGAUAGUGUAAUUGAAGUUUCGAAAACCAUUCCGGAACUUGCAAAUUACCUCACGAAGAUUCAGGAAAACGUUCGGAUUGCUGAGGAAAAUGCGGCAAAUAAAAAUAUCCCACCUCCAAAUCCUAUCUACGCCACCGCAGCUCAUUCGGAUUACUGGGUCAACAACACCAUGAUUAAAAAAGAUCCCAAAACCGGAAAAAUCGUCAGUAAUAAAAUGGUAGAUUUGCAGAUUAUGCAAUACAAUUCUGCAUUGGUGGAUUUGGUUUUCUUCCUGUUUACUUCUGUGGUUAAUGAAGUAUUGGACGUGCAUUGUGAUGCCCUUAUCAAGUUAUACUAUGACACUUUUAUUGAAUACCUCAAGGACUUCAAAGUUGAUCUAGCGCCGUAUAACUGGAGCGAUUUCCUUCAAGAAGUUGAUUCUUGCGCACAUGCCGAAUUUUAUCAUGUGGCUUUCAUGCUGAAACCUAUUUUCACGGAAAAGGGCAAAAUCAACAACCUGGCGGAAUUCCAGCCAAGCGACUGGGGCAGAAGAGACCUUAUCGGGGACGCGCAUCGUGAUAAGCUACGAAAGACGAUGCUAGCGUACGCCAAAAGAAAUUGGUUGUGAUCGUGACCUUCAACACGUCGCAACCUUCCAUCAAUCAUGACAUUGACAAGAAAUGGCAUUGGGCAUUGCCAAAUUUGACAUUUUAUCAAUAUCAACACCAAUGUUUAAUAUUUAAUUCAUGUAUGUUUUAUUGACUCGAUUGUUUUUAAAUUACGCACGCAUUUCAUUCAUUACUAUUAGUAUGCAUACAUAAUUUUAUUGGUGAACGUCCGAGCAUGACAAAAUGAAAAGUAUUGACGUCACACGACGCGUCGUGAUUAAAAUUUCGUACACUCUACGAAACGAUUUAUAUUUUGACCGCAUGACCAUCAUUUUGACAUCAUCACUGUUUUCUUGAUUGUUCUUAUAUAGCUUUAAAUAAAUAAAUAACAUUUUAGAUAUUUA
Dalotia coriaria is the source of this 1984-nucleotide messenger RNA. RefSeq lists its product as uncharacterized. The transcript has a single exon. The coding region runs from base 359 to 1600 and encodes 413 amino acids. The record is from RefSeq and is a predicted model, not a curated record. NCBI's taxonomy places the organism in Eukaryota, Metazoa, Arthropoda, Insecta, Coleoptera, Staphylinidae.